UAAGAAACACUUCAGUUGCCUGGAAGAGAGUAACGUGGUUUAGUCUUCGGUACAAACUUGUGGAGCAACGUGGUUUGAGCUGCGAUUGCUACCGUCGAAUUAACAUGUUGAGGCUACACAUAUGGUUGGUCUGCACUGCGCUGUACUUGUCGCAACAACAGUUUUUUGCUUUUGCUGCUGCCGGAGUUGUUGAUGCUGCAGAUGCUGCUGAUGCUGCUGAUGUUGUUGAUGCUGCUAAUACCAACGCUACUGCCACUACUGAGAUCUUCACUUUUGAAUCGGUUGAUUAUAAUUAUAAUAAGAAAAAUUUGGAAGGUUAUCAGCUUAAGGAGUUUCUCAAGCAUAUUGAAGAGCUUGUGCUGAAUACUACCGAUCGUGCUUUGCUGGUGACGCGAAAUGUUUAUUUAGAGCUGAGAAAAGAAAUGUCACUGCCUUUGCAACAUGCCACAAGCGCUAUGAUGCAACAGUACAUAAACGCUGUUAAUCAGGCACUUGAAGCUUCCGCAAAUUACACGGAAAAACGAAAACUAUUCCAAAUCUUUAGAAGCAACAAUCGACAUAUUGAACAAUUGCGCCAGCAUUUGGACCCACUACAGCCGACAUACCAGUUUCAGUUGAUAUCCAAUGACUUCUACAAUAGCGGAAUCAAUACAACGGAAUUUGAUAAUUUAUAUUUGGAAUUCAUGGGAGAAUUUCAGUGUGCUUCAGAGAAGUUAUGGUCUACACUGGAAGAGCAAACGGUUGAGCAACAAGAAGAGCUGUUAGAGAUACUCGAUGAGAUUUCCAAUGAGAAGCAAUUGAGAGAAAAGGACAAGUUGUAUGACGAAUUCAUUGAAAUGUAUUUAUUUAAAAAUAACACUGAUUUGAUUAUGGAAGGCAAAGACCUACUUUACUAGCAUAACUCUUUUCGUGAAAAAUAUUUAUUUUUUUUUAAAUUUUAAUUAAAUAUAUAUUGUAUUA
Molecule: messenger RNA, 960 nt
Organism: Teleopsis dalmanni
Lineage: Eukaryota; Metazoa; Arthropoda; Insecta; Diptera; Diopsidae
Exons: 2
Coding region: 105-896 (263 amino acids)
Source: RefSeq, a predicted model, not a curated record